Messenger RNA from Bombyx mori (domestic silkworm), 6305 nucleotides. RefSeq names its product ras-related protein Rac1. Lineage: Eukaryota; Metazoa; Arthropoda; Insecta; Lepidoptera; Bombycidae. The transcript is spliced from 6 exons. Gene Ontology annotation, cellular component: cytoplasmic vesicle; cell projection; cytoskeleton. Gene Ontology annotation, biological process: cortical cytoskeleton organization; small GTPase-mediated signal transduction; regulation of cell shape. Gene Ontology annotation, molecular function: GTPase activity; GTP binding; protein kinase binding. The coding region runs from base 293 to 874 and encodes 193 amino acids. The record is from RefSeq and is a predicted model, not a curated record.
CCUAAUUGAAUGCCCAGUUGACGGAGCGGAGUGAGUGCACGUAAUCGGCGAUACCUACGUUUUUUCAAUUUAAUGAGACGAGGAAAUUAUUGUAAAUCGUCCUCUUAUCUCCAAGAUAUGAAAUUGCGGUUGUUAUCUAAACACUGUACCUUUCGUAUCUAAGACUACGAGUGUUGAUUGUGAUGCCGACGUAUUUUGAUUGUCUAAAGUAUUAAGUAGUGAAAAAACGAGUUGUUCUGUGUAAGCAUCCGUUGUGUUUUAUUUUGUGACAAAGAUUGCAUAAAAAGCAAAAAUGCAGGCAAUCAAGUGUGUUGUUGUUGGAGAUGGUGCCGUCGGUAAAACAUGUCUGCUCAUCAGUUACACUACAAAUGCUUUUCCCGGCGAAUAUAUACCUACAGUAUUCGACAAUUACUCGGCGAAUGUCAUGGUAGAUGGAAAGCCAAUCAACUUGGGCCUCUGGGAUACAGCCGGACAGGAAGACUACGAUCGACUCCGCCCCCUCUCUUACCCACAGACGGACGUCUUCCUUAUAUGUUUUUCGCUGGUCAACCCAGCCUCAUUCGAAAACGUUCGGGCCAAGUGGUAUCCAGAAGUUCGGCAUCACUGCCCGUCGACGCCCAUCAUCCUGGUCGGGACCAAGCUCGACUUACGCGAAGACAAGGACACCAUUGAAAAGCUCAAGGACAAGAAACUAGCCCCGAUCACCUACACGCAGGGUUUGGGCAUGUCCAAGGAGAUAAACGCUGUCAAGUAUUUGGAGUGUUCAGCGCUGACGCAGAAGGGCCUGAAGACCGUGUUCGAUGAGGCGAUUCGCGCCGUGCUAUGCCCGGUGCAGCCCAUCAAGGGCCGGCGGCGGCAUUGUAGUCUCUUCUAGAAGGGACGCGACAUCACAGCUAUCGCACAGACGUCGGAGCCGGUGUGCGCGUCAGAGCUCACACGAACAUCCAACAACGCCGCGACACACAGCUAAUGCGCCGUCAACCGGACCGCGAUACGCACACGCAAACGUUAGCGCGCACCGCCCAACGAUACGCGCGACGUAGCGGGGGUCGGUGUGUGUCAAGUCCCUAAUGUAACUUCGUUUAAUCGUACACUGAAUAUUUGGAAUGUCACUCGACUUUAAUAGCAGUAUGUAGGGUCUGUAACACACGGGGCGAGGGGUGUUGGGAGGGGGCGUCUCUUUUCAACGCUAUACUUUGGUUAGUUUUAAAUUUAGGUAUUGUUUUUGGAAAUGCGAAAAUAUUCGCAAUACAAUUUAAGAUCAUAAUUGUGAUUCAUUAUUAACAACAGACUUCUCUAAAAAUAAAAUAUUUGGAAUGUCACUCGACUUUAAUAGAAGUCUGUAGGAUCGGUAAUACACGGGGCGAGGGGUGUUGGGAGGGGGCGACUCAUUUCAACGCCAUACUUUGGUUAAUUUUAAAUUUAGGUAUUGUUUUUGGAAAUGUUAUAUUUGCAAUGCAACUUAAGAUCAUAAUUGUGAUUCAUUAUUAACAACAGACUUCUCUAAAAACAAAAUAUUUAGAUUGUCACUCGACUUUAAUAGCAGUCUGUAAAAUGAAAAUCGGCUAACAAACAAAUGAGAAAGAGAUGCAAAACGGUUUUGUCUCAAUCUAUUCAGAUAUAUAUAGUAUAGAUUAAUAUUGAUCAUUAUGGUAGAUAUACCAAAAGUUAACGAAAAGGGAUUUCGAGUGUUAUAGAUCCUUAAAGUCAACAAUUAACCAUAGACACAGAAAGAGGGAAGCGUGUCGGCUUUUUUUUUUAAAACUAAUUUGUCUAUGGCUCCUGUCAAACAAUAAGGCUGGCGUCACACUGUCAGUCAUGAGUGACGUUCCACUUAUUCAAUACGAACAAAAUGUUUGGGUGCUUUCGUCGUUUACGCGUUUUUUUCUUUUUCUUUUUCUUUGCCAUUUUACAAAAUAAUUACAUUCCUACGUUGUUGCUGAUUUAACUUGCGUUCGGUACUACAAAUUUGUUUCCCUGUAAAGAUCCCGUUGACUGUUGUCGGUGAAUUAAAUGAAAUUGUUAAAUUUUGCACGUGCACAGGUUCGAUAGUGCAUAUUGUCGUUGCAAAUUUGAAACCUAUGUGUAUAUGAUAUGUAGUUUUCGAGAAAAUCUAAUAAAACUAUGUACCUACGAAAAAAAAAAAAUUUGCAUAUAGGAUACUUUGAUCUACAAUAAAAUGCAAACCGACACUUAGGAUUUUUUAAGAUUGACGCGUAAUAAAGUGAAAUAUUGAGUGAGAUAUGCACAUGGCAGUUUUUGCUGAGUAUUCAAAAUGUUUUGGACCAAAAUAUCACCUAGGAGAUUUUAAAUUUGCAAGGACGAUAUAUUGGUUCAUCGUUUUACCUAAACAUAAAUAAAUAUAUGUUCUAUGUUUGUAGAAAUAAAGUUCAUUAUCAAGGAAACUCUCGCGAGCGCCCUCCCUCGGUGGUCACGCGGAACUUGUGCACGUGAUAUAUAUAAAAAAAAAAACAUUAUACCUAUAUAUUUUUCGAUUUAGCUAGCUUAUUUAAUGAUUUUGUUCUGCGUUGUUGUCAAUGUAAUUAAUGGGUGUCUUAUAAGUACAGUAUUUGUUUAUAGGUGAAUGUUGUAAUGAUGAUGUAUUUUCGAUUUCAAAUUUUUUGUUGCAAAUUAAAUAAUAAUAAUACACGAAUAGAUUUUGAUUACCAAAAAAUAAUUAACAGGCAACCCCGAAAGGAUAAAGGUAGAUGUUUUGGUCAGAUUACCACGGAGAAAUCCUGCGCUAAAUUAUGGUCACAAGAGUGUGUGGCGAAUUUCAUUUCGAUCAAGUUGUCCGCUUCGGGUACACACAUCGAGGGGUGAAAAGCUGUUUGGUUUAAGUGACAUUUUUGCAACUUUACAGGAGAGUCAUUUAAAGUUAAAAAUCUUGAAAAAAUUACAUAAUAAAAAAUCUUCUUCAGCUAUUUCAAUGGGAGUAAACAUAAUUGAAGUUUAAGCAAAAACAUUGAACUCUUUUAACGCCAAUACCAAAUAAAAUGCACAUUUCAUCACAAAGAUAUAUGUCGCGUAUUAAGCGAAAUAUCGCUUAAACCAAAAUAGUCUUUCACCUCAUCGAUAUAAACGUACACAGCUGUUUAAAAUAGAUUAAAUGUUUUAAUACAUUGGUCAUCGUAUUGUUUUUUGGUAAUUAAAUGAUAACAGUGCGUUGUAUAAACGAUAUUGUGUAAUCUUCGCUGGCGACGCUUCUGUGUUACGUAGGUACGUUUGUAAUUAUCAAUGAGUGUUUAUAUCAAUUCGUUUCGUAAGGCAAUCAUUAAUUAGUAGGUAGUAACCGCUUCAUUAAUGUGUUUCGUGCCCUGAAUGUUUGAUAUAUAAAUAAUUGGUGAGCUCUUUGCGAACGGCCGAUACUGUGGAUACAUAUCGUUUGUUGAAGUGUGGCCAAAAGGACAUAAGUAUGGUCAGCAGAAAAAAAAAAUUUUUUUUUUGGUGAUAAUUUAAUUUAGCAAAUUUUUUUUCGCAUACUAUAAUUACAAUAGUUAAAUUAUCAUCAAAAACAAAUGAAAAAAUUCAGCGAGCAAACAAUAUAUAAGUCUUCAAAGAAUUAAAUGGAAUCGCACAAUUGGACAAUUCAAUGUAUACUAGUUGAAUGGUCGCCGAUAUACUUUUAAAUCGAUUUGUAUCAAUUAAUCAGUACACUAUUGAUCGAUAACGAGACGAAUAAUCGUUUUGAAAAUAUAUUAUUUUAUUUUUGUCUCUAUUUGUGCGGCGAAGCACAUACGUUAUGCAAUAUAAUUGAAAAGCAAAAAAGAAAUGUAUUCUUAAUGUAAUUAUUGAAAAAUGUUUUGUUCCAGAAAACAAUGCGUUUAUACAUUUUUUACAACUGAUUUCUAUGGGUAAAAGUUGUAUUCAAGAUUUGAUUGUUUCGACUUUAAUAUUACUUUUAUGGGAGUAAACAAAAUUUAUGAAACAAAAAUAAACUCGCCAAGCAAAUGAUAUCGAAUGAAAUAGAACUGAGCAUAGAUGACAUCAAAGAUCGACUGAAACAUCGAAUGUCAAUUGCUUACUUGGAAUCGAUAUGAAUUAAAAAAAAUCAAUUAAAUCCUCCCAUCGCAAUAAAACGUUUUCGUUAUCAAUGAAUAGUCAGUUCAGUGUCAGGAGGCAUUUCUAUGUAAAUGUGAUAAAAACAGGUUUAGGCCUUAAUUGACGGCCGCGUCGCCAUAACAACACACAAGAAUUAUCGAAAAUUGUAUCAUUCUUAGACGAGUUACAUCUAGCACGAAACUCAACUAGGGAUGUGCCUCUUGUCGAUAAUACUCUGUACAGGAGAUCGAUGCUCGGCGUUGAUUAACAUCUUGGUUAUUUUAUCUUAUACGUCCUUAAGCGUCUAAAUGUACUCGCCUAGUUCCACACUGUUGUCUUUAAAUUUGGUUUCCCGCCUUUUAUGAGUAGCGCCAUCUUAAAGAACAAAUUGUUUGGGAAUAAAAAUGAUUGUGCCCAAAAACAAACACGAUUUAUUGUUUAUAAAGUUUAUUUUGGAAUAUAACUUUUAUUUUUUCGUUUACCCACCCCCGCUAUUUCCACAUGCAUUUUUAUAAAGUAAAUCACUUAAGGAAUACAAAACAUACGACGUCGUAUCAUAAAUCUAUAGCUAUUCGUAAACGGCACUAAGUUGAUUAACGCCUAAACCGACUCCUCAAAACAUGAAACUUUUUUGUAUUAAGAUGAUUAAAACGUAAGCUUUCGUAUCUAAGGUGUGUGCAAUUGUUGUUGCUUUUGUCGUAAUAUAUAGCGUCGCGUUUUUUCUUUUGUUGCCAUAGCGUGCCGCGCUUGUGAGAUUGUGAGGAGAGGCUCCUUUAAAAACGUACCAGAUUUAGAGAUCGAAAACAGUUAGCUACUAUUGGGAAUUUAUCGUCUACACGCUCCGUGCUGCCCGCGCUUUUAUCUACACACAUAAAAGUUUUCCACCCAUUACAUACCAAAACGUGGCGUAUUAUGCAAUCCUAUAAAAACGCGCUUUGUGUAAUAAUUGACUUUCUAAAGGUGUCCUUGUAGUGAACGAACGAGUUGCCUUGAGCUAGUUCGUCUACACCAGCCUUUCCCAAAGUGGGUCGUAACGCCCCCUGGUGAGCACUGCACCCCUAAAGGGAGACCCUAAAAGGCCCAGAAAAAAAGGGGCGUUGUGUAGAGGCUUGGAAGGCAAUUUGUAAUUUCAUCUAGAAGGACUCUCAGACAACGACUACGCGACUGAGCUCUCACUAUAGUGGUUUUUAAGUAGGUGAAAAAAUGGGGGCAAUAGAAAAUAAUUUUUUCUCGAAGUGGGCAGUAGACAAAAUAAGUUUGAGAACCUCUGGUCACACGUUCGGGUAAAUUUGUUUGGGACUACAUUCCACCACAAACUGCAAAGAUGGUUCGAUCUUUUCUAACUUGCUGGGAAUUUUGUAUAAAACAAGAAGCUAAUUGAAAGCGUUACUGACGAAUAAUUCUCUAUUGUUCAUACGAUCCCACUGUUGGAUGUAUGCAACCUCAGUAUUAAUCACGGAAGUAGGACGGAGCGUGAAGAUUGCUACAAAAAGUUGCCAGCGCGCGGCAUCUGCGUUAGCAUGAGCGAUUUGUCCACAAAGGACCGCUUUAUGCCGGUGCGAGCCAAGAAAAAAGUAUAUUUCGUUUUUUAUCAUCGUCCACCCCAAAAGAACAAGCUCGAACAAUUGCACAAAACGUAGCUAUAAGAUUUUAAUGUAUGUAUUGUUCAGAUGCAAAUAUUUAGAAGAAUCACCGUGUAAAUAACGAUGUAUUAGUAUUAAAAACAAAAACGAUUUAAAUUAACAAAAUUAAAAAAAAAGAUGAAUAAAGUAACGAACGCGCCAUGUAUAUUUGGUGUUGCAUUUUUUUAUAAAUAAAAAAGUAAGUCGUAAUUAGAGAGGGGGCUUCAUAUUAUGAUAAGUUUUUAAACAUAUUCAAUUUAUUAGUAUUAGUAAUUUACGUUUUACGAUUUUUGUUUUUAAAAUCCGAUAUCGUUUUGAAACCUCAUCACAUCGAUCGGUUCUCUCUGAGGCAACAUCAAACCUUUUUAUUUUUAAACUUGUUAUUGGUAUGUUACUUGUUCAAUUGUAUUUUAAGGUAACCAUUACUUUUAAAAUGUAUGUAUGUUUUAACAAAAUAUAGAGCUUUCAUUACAAACGCUUGUAUAAUGUUAACUUUUUUUUGUUUGUUUUAAUUCGAACCAGUAAACUAAUUAGACGCUGCAUAACUGUGUUACGAAUAAUGAAAAGAAAAUUGUCAAUAUUCUUCCAAAUAUUGUAAAGCCUCUGAAUAAUUCAAAAUUAUAUUUAUAUUAACUGUUCAAA